Molecule: messenger RNA, 1166 nt
Organism: Clunio marinus
Lineage: Eukaryota; Metazoa; Arthropoda; Insecta; Diptera; Chironomidae
Source: the annotation of a GenBank genome assembly
AUGAAUGAACCGCUUAUGAAACUUCGAAAAAGUUUUACAUGUAGAACUUGAUCAUCACCGAUCAGAUUUUUACAAGCAUUACCUGUCAGAUUUAUUUUAACAUUAUCAAAGGUGUGAAGAGACAAAAUAAUAAAGUUUUAAAAUAUUUAUGAGUUAAAUAGAUAAUAACAUUAACUAUCUAAUGAGAAUUGUUAAUAUUUAGCAUUGAAGAGAUCGCGAGAGAACCACUUAAAUAUGUGUAAGAAAACAGAUCUUUAGUCUUCUUUUCGUACUGAACUAUACAGGAACGCGAACUAAGAAACGAGAAAAUAAUUUGCUUACAUGCUAACAUUUGUAUGUAAAAGAUUGGGAAUAAAUAAACUGCGUAAUUAAUAACAUUAUAAGUUAUAACUAGGUAGUGAAUCUGUGACAAUUUAAGAAAAUGCAAGAUUUCAAAAAGCUUAAAAAGCUUUUGUGAAUUGACGUUUCAAUAAUUUAUUAAAUUUCUACUACUCAUAUUACGGUUAUGCAUAAAAUAUAAAAAUACUUCUCCAAGAUGAAGAAAAACAACGAUGCCAUAGUUAUCGAAAAAAGAAUUGGUUGUUAUCGAGCUGGGGUUUUAUUCUCGAUAGCCCUUAUAUGCAUACUUAUAAUAAUAGUUUGUAUUCCGCCACUUUUUUCAAGUUGGGGUGCUCACCAAGAGCUUAACACCUACUUGCUUAUAUUCUUAAUUUUUGUAUUUGUUAUACUCGGCUGUGCAAUCGUAAUGUUCAUAAAUUAUCAGCAUCGACAAGCUUUUAAACAACGUAUGAAGUCAGAGUAUGGAAUUUAUACUCUUCAGAGAGCAAGAUUGAGGAGGGGAGAAAGCGGUGUCAAUUCAAAUGGCACAGAACUACAGAAGUUUGACGUGAACCUCAACGAGAAGCAGACACAAAGUCUUAAAUCUUAAUUGGUACCUGUUAGUUUUUAAAUAUUUUACAUUGAAAUUAUCGAAUAAAUAAAUGUGGAAUAAAAAGCCUUGUAAAUACUAAUACAUGAAUUUGUAUAUAAAUUACUUUUUUUAGGUACAUAAAGAAAAAUAAAUCUUGUAGUCUACAUAUAUACAAUUCAUGAACUCAUAUUAUACACAUAAGUAUUCAACACUUAUUGAUGUUCAUCUUGCAUAUCUUAAUACGUUGCAGUUUAUC